GGGAUCACCCAGAACCGAGCAGGAGCACAGGGACCCCCGGGAUCACCCAGAACCGAUCAGGAGCACAGGGACCCCCGGGAUCACCCAGAACCGAGCAGGAACAGAGGACCCCCGGGCCGCCCGUGCCGCAGGCAGCAUGGCGCAGUGGCAGGAGGUGCAGAGCUUGGCCAACACCUACCUGGAGCAGGUGCACCAGCUGUACGCGGGCUCGGCGCUGCCCAUGGCCGUGCGGCAGUGCUUGGCCGCCUGGAUCGAGGACCAGAACUGGCGCCAGGCGGAGGAGCCGCUCUCCUCGCACGCCCCGAUGCUGUUCCACUCCUUGCUGGUGCUGCUGGGCGAGCGCCUGGGCAGCCUGGGCUCGGGCUACGAGGAUUUCAUGCUGAAGCACAACCUGCGCAAAGCCCACCGCGACCUCCAGGCCGAGUUCGCGAAGAAGCCGGAGAAAUUCGCCAACCUGGUGGCCAACCUGCUGCAGGAGGAGCGGCGGAUCCUGCGCCUGGGGCAGGCGGGGGGGCAGGGGGGCUCGACCCCCGCGCCCAGCCCAGCCCCGGAGAGCGGCCGGGAGCAGCAGAUCCAGCGGCGCUUGAGCGAGUUCCACACGGCCCUGCAGGAAGCCGACCGAGCCUUCAGGCACCUGGAGGAUUUGCAGGAUGCCUUUGACUUCUGCUACAAGGUGCACUACCAGCCAGAGAGGGAGAGGAGCAGGGACCCCGAGUACAGGCAGGAGCUCCAAGCGCUCCAGGCCAAGCUGCAGAACCUGGACCGGCAGCGGAGGGAGGUGCUGGCUCAGAUGCAGCAGCUCCUGGGGCGCAGCGAGACCCUGCAGGAGCUGCUGCGGGAGGAGCUGGGGGACUGGCGGCUGCGGCAGCAGCGCCUGUGCCUGGGGGGCCCCGGCGACACCAACCUGCGCCCGCUGGAGACCUGGUUCACGCAGCUGGGCCAGGGGCUGUUCCAGCUGCGGCAGCUGCUGCGGGCGCUGAGCGACCUGCGACAAAAAGUGACCUACGAGAGGGACCCGCUGGUGGCAGAGAUGCCCCUGCUGGAGCAGCGGCUGCAGGAGCAGCUCACGCACCUGCUGGAGAGCGCCUUCGUGGUGGAGCAGCAGCCCAGCACCCCCAACCCCGGCAAGCGCCCGCUCGUGCUCCGCACCGCCAGCAAAUUCUCCACCCGCGCCCGCCUGCUCGUGAGGCUGCACGACCGCAACCACCGCAUGGAGGCCAAGAUCCACAUCGACAGGGACCCGCCCAGCAUCAAAGGGUUUCGCAGGUUCAACAUCCUCACAUCGAGCAGCAAAACGCUCCUGGCCGGGGACAGUCCCCAGGAGGGGCUGGUCUGCGACUUCCAGUACCUCACGCUGAAGGAGCAGAAGGACAGCAGGGCUGGCAAGGGCGGUGUCACCUCCUGGCAGGGUCCCCUGGCCGUGACGGAGGAGCUGCACCUCAUCACCUUCACGCUGGCCUACGCCUACUGCGGGCUGGAGCUGGAGCUGGAGACCACCACGCUGCCCUUCGUCAUCAUCUCCAACAACAACCAGUUCUCCAGCGCCUGGGCCUCCAUCCUCUGGUUCAACAUGCUCAGCUCUGACCCCAAGGCCCAGCAGUUCUUCUCCUCACCCCCCCCGGCCCCGUGGCCCCGGCUGGCCGAGGUGCUGAGCUGGCAGUUCCAGAGCGUGGCCGAGCGGGGCCUCAGCCGGGAGAACCUCCUCAUGCUGGCCGAGAAACUCCUGGGCUCGAAGCCACCACCGGACAGCAGCGUGGCCUGGCCCAAGUUCUCCAAGGACGGAGCCGCCGGCUUCUCCUUCUGGGCGUGGCUGGACGGGAUCCUGGGGCUGCUGCAGGAGCACCUGAAGCAGCUCUGGAAGGACGGACUCAUCCUGGGCUUCGUGAGCCACAAGCAGGAGAAGAAGCUGCUCAAGUCCAGGCUGACGGGGACGUUCCUGCUGCGCUUCAGCGAGAGCGUCCUGGGCGGGGUCACCUUCACGUGGGUGGAGCACCACGAGAAAGGAUCCCCCUCCUUCCACGCCGUGGAUCCCUACACGGCCUCGGAGCUGGUGUCGCUGGCGCUGCCCGACAUCAUCCGCGACUACCAGAUGAUGAUGGAGGAGAACAUUCCAGAAAACCCCCUCAAGUACCUGUACCCCAACACCCCCCGGGACGAGGCUUUCGGGCCCUACUACAGCCAGAGGCAGGAGGGGAACCUGAACGAGUCCAAGAAGUACCUGAACCGGCGCCUGAUCCGCGUGUCCUCCAGGCAGCCCAGCAAGUGGCAGACAGAAGAGGAGCUGGUGGUGGCCACGGAGAACCUGGAGACGCUGCAGCUGCAGCCCGGAGGGCAGGGGACACAGCAGUCUGGUGGCCUGGCAUUGCCACAGCCCCAGAGCUUGGGGACACCCCAGGUCCCCCCUGGGAACGUGGGGACACCUCAGGGGGUGGCCACAAGCCCAGGGAUACUGCAGGUCCCCCCUGGGAAUGUGGGGACACCUCAGGGGGUGGCCAGCAGGCUGGGGAUAGCACAGGUGACACUGCCGGUCACCCCUGGGAACCUGGGGACACCACAAGUGGUGGCCAUGAGCCCAGGGACACUGCAGGUCACCCCUGGGAACCUGGGGACACCACAAGUGGUGGCCACGAGCCCAGGGACACUGCAGGUCACCCCUGGGAACCUGGGGACACCACAAGUGGUGGCCAUGAGCCCAGGGACCCUGCAGGUCACCCCUGGGAACCUGGGGACACCACAAGUGGUGGCCACGAGGCCGGGGACCCUGCAGCCCACGGGCUUGGGGACGUUUCAACCACAGCCCCAGCGCUUGGGGACACCACAGGUGGGAUCAGGGGUCCCCAACCUCCAGGGGACAGUGCAGGUGGCACCGGGGGCCGUGCAGGUGCUGCCUGGGGGGGUGGGGAUGCUGCAGGUGGGCUCGGGGGGUUUGGGGAGCCUGCAGCUGCUGCAGGGGGAGCAGGGGACAGCGGCUGUGGACACGGGGACGCUGCAGCCGGUGCCGGGAGCUGCGCAGCCACCGCAGCUCCCCGAGGAGCAGGGGACACUGCCACCGGAGCUGAGGGACCUGGAGCUGCUGCCGGGCAGCCAGGACAUGCAGGAGCUGCUGCAGGCACUGGAGGGGCCGGACCUGGGCUCGGGGACUCUGGGGACGCUGGAACUGGCGGAGCUGAUGCCGAACAUGGAAACCUUCGAGGAGAAUUUCCAGCUGAGCCCCGGCAGCGCCGCUCUCCUGGACCACCACGACCCGUUCCUGCCGCAGUCCGAGGAGUUGCCCCUGCCCGCCGCCCCCUCCCUCUUCUCCUCCACCGACUUUCCCCCGCUCCACAUCGACGCCAGCGACUUCCAGUGACCCCUCCCUGUAAAUAAACCCCUUUCCCACGCUCUCCCUGUAAAUAAACCCCUUUCCCACCCCUCUCCCUGUA
Messenger RNA from Poecile atricapillus (Black-capped chickadee), 3422 nucleotides. It is a transcript of the gene STAT2, whose product is annotated as signal transducer and activator of transcription 2. Gene Ontology annotation, molecular function: RNA polymerase II cis-regulatory region sequence-specific DNA binding; DNA-binding transcription factor activity, RNA polymerase II-specific. Lineage: Eukaryota; Metazoa; Chordata; Aves; Passeriformes; Paridae. Gene Ontology annotation, biological process: defense response; cell surface receptor signaling pathway via JAK-STAT; response to peptide hormone. The record is from RefSeq and is a predicted model, not a curated record.